This is a messenger RNA of Manihot esculenta (cassava), 2103 nucleotides long. RefSeq names its product non-specific phospholipase C6. Gene Ontology annotation, molecular function: hydrolase activity, acting on ester bonds. The transcript is spliced from 3 exons. The record is from RefSeq and is a predicted model, not a curated record. NCBI's taxonomy places the organism in Eukaryota, Viridiplantae, Streptophyta, Magnoliopsida, Malpighiales, Euphorbiaceae. The coding region runs from base 341 to 1894 and encodes 517 amino acids. Gene Ontology annotation, biological process: phospholipid catabolic process.
GAAAUGUUUUAAUGGGAGAAAUGUCAUUUUCCUGCUUUUACUUUUGAUCACUGCUCCCUUUAAAACACCAUAAAAAUCAAAAGCAAAAGCAUAACUGCAUUAUUAAAACCAGAAGCUUCUUUAUUCUUUAGUGGUGUUUGUACUCUCAACACUCAAAAAUAUCCAGGAAAGUGUAGAUACAUACAGCAGCAAUUAUACAACAUACACAGUAAAUCUUUCUUGACAGGCCAAUAGCUCCUAUUUGAGUUCCUGGUUCCACUAUUUAGUAGAAGCCACCAUCUUUAAAUCUGAAGCUAAAAGAGACCCAUUUGCUUCUAGGCUUAUCCUAUUGCAAACCACCAUGAGAGGAUUCAGAACUAGUCCACCUUUAUAUUCCUCCAUUUUCUUGCUGUUUCUCACUCUAUCAUGCGUUUCCACUACCCAACUGCAAAAUCCCAUCAAGACCAUUGUGGUCUUGGUUAUGGAAAACAGAUCUUUCGAUCACAUGCUUGGGUGGAUGAAGAAAGCAGUAAAUCCAGCAAUCAAUGGGGUGACAGGGAAAGAAUGUAACCCUGUAUCGACCAAGAACCCAAAGCGACAGUCUAUUUGCUUCACAGAUGAUGCGGAGUUCGUGGAUCCAGAUCCUGGCCACUCCUUUGAAGCUGUGGAGUUACAGGUAUUUGGCAAUGGUUCAAUUCCCUCCAUGACUGGCUUUGUCGAACAAGCGCUCACCAUGUCUCAAAAUCUCUCUCAAACUGUCAUGAAGGGUUUUAGGCCUGAAUCUGUGCCUGUUUAUGCCACACUUGUGAAAGAAUUUGCAGUUUUUGAUAGGUGGUUCUCUUCAAUCCCUGGUCCAACGCAACCCAAUAGGCUAUUUGUAUACUCUGCUACUUCUCACGGCUCAACCAGCCAUGUUAAGAAGCAGUUGUCUCGAGGGUACCCUCAAAAGACGAUAUUUGAUUCACUUCAUGAGAAUGGUAAGAAUUUUGGGAUUUACUUCCAGAACAUACCCACAACUCUGUUUUAUAGGAACAUGAGGAAAUUGAAGUAUAUCUUUAAGUUUCACCAAUUCGAUUUGAAGUUUAAGAAAGAUGCUAGAAAUGGGAAGUUGCCAAGCCUCACUGUAAUUGAACCGAGGUAUUUUGAUCUCAAGGGAAUGCCUGCAAAUGAUGACCAUCCAUCUCAUGAUGUUGCCAAUGGACAAAAGCUUGUCAAGGAGGUGUAUGAAGCACUGAGGUCUAGCCCUCAGUGGAAUGAGACCCUUUUUGUAAUUACUUAUGAUGAGCAUGGUGGGUUUUAUGAUCAUGUCGAGACUCCUUAUAUUAAUGUUCCUAACCCAGAUGGAAACACUGGCCCUGCACCUUCUUUCUUCAAGUUCGAUCGCCUUGGAGUUCGUGUGCCCACAAUUAUGGUCUCCCCUUGGAUCAAAAAGGGCACUGUGAUAAGUGGACCAAAGGGACCUUUUCCAAACUCUGAGUUCGAGCACUCAUCAAUCCCGGCCACCAUAAAGAAAAUGUUCAACCUCUCCUCUAACUUCUUGACGCACAGGGAUGCUUGGGCUGGCACAUUUGAAGGGGUUGUUGGGGAGUUGGCAUCUCCCAGGACUGACUGCCCAGUGACCUUGCCAGACGUGGCACCUUUGAGAAGCACAGAAGCAAAGGAAAACGGUAACCUAUCCGAGUUUCAGAGCGAGGUAGUGCAACUAGCAGCAGUUCUUAAUGGCGACCACUUCUUGAGCAGCUUCCCUGACGAGAUGGGCAAGAAGAUGAACGUGCGAGAAGCUCGCGACUAUGUGACCGGCGCUGUUACAAGGUUCAUAAGAGCUAGCAAAGAGGCCAUUAAUUUAGGAGCAGAUGCAUCUGCAAUUGUAGAUAUGAGGUCGUCGCUCACUACCAGAUCUUCCUUACAUUAUUAGGAGUACAUCAUCUGUCUAAUGGCCACCAUGUCUCCCUUAGAUUAUUAGAAAUAUUAAAUUGGUGAAAGUAGAAAGCAAUAAAGGCGAGUUAAAUAUCACUCCGUUGUUACUUUGGUUAGUUUGGAGUCUCAGAAAUCGAAUGCAUAUUGCAUAAGAAUGUCAAAGGGGACUGUUCAUGGUAAUGCAGAUGAAUCCCACAUUUUCACGUA